Messenger RNA from Cyprinus carpio (common carp), 2058 nucleotides. Its product is annotated as calcipressin-1-like. The record is from RefSeq and is a predicted model, not a curated record. Lineage: Eukaryota; Metazoa; Chordata; Actinopteri; Cypriniformes; Cyprinidae. Gene Ontology annotation, biological process: calcium-mediated signaling. Gene Ontology annotation, molecular function: nucleic acid binding; calcium-dependent protein serine/threonine phosphatase regulator activity. Gene Ontology annotation, cellular component: nucleus; cytoplasm.
ACCCCUCCCAUGCAGUGGGCGGAGCCUGUUGUUGUUUAGCUGAGAAGGGCCUUUAUAUAAAAGGAGACGGAUGAGUGAGCUGCAGUCUUAGAAGCUUGAUCGGUGGUGCAGGAGCACAGACUAUUCCAGAAGAUUCUGUCUCAACAAUCAGCGUUACGCGACCACAGAACGAGAACGCAAGGGGGGGUUAUUUUCAGUUCAUUGCUCAGUUUGACCCAUUUCCUUUGUGAAAAUGCUCUAGGCUCUCUGCUGGACUGAGACCGUCUGAGAAGGACAGGAAGAAAAGCAGAAACGAAGAAGGCGAUUUCGAAGCAUUUGUUUCCUGAAGCAGGGUUCAUUCGUGUCCUCACGCUGGGGAAGGCAAAACGGACGCGUCUCAGCCCCUCCUGCCCUUUACAUUCUCUAACCUCUCAAGUCCUCCGGAGGAUCCGUCAACGGGCUUCAGUCAUGCAUCUGAAAACCAUGAAGUGUAACCCUUUCUGCCUUAUCGCUUCCUUGGAGGAUCCAGAUAUGUUUAACAGACCUGAGCAGAGGGCAAGUUUUGAGGAUCUGUUCCGUGCCUUUGACCGAAACGUCACCUUCCAGUACUUUAAGAGUUUUCGCCGGGUGAGAAUUAAUUUCACCAAUGCUCUGGCCGCUGCAGAGGCAAGAGCAAAGCUGCACAAAAGUGACUUUAAUGGCAGGGAGGUGCGACUCUAUUUUGCCCAGUCUGUGCACAUUGGCAGUCCACACCUGGAGCCUCCUAAACCAGAUAAGCAGUUCCUUCUGUCCCCUCCUCCAUCACCACCUGUUGGUUGGGAGCAGUCAAAGGAUGCCACACCUGUCAUUAACUAUGACCUACUGUGUGCCAUCGCCAGGCUGGGGCCCGGUGAGAAGUAUGAACUCCAACCAGGAACUCCCACCACUCCCAGCGUGGUUGUUCAUGUUUGCGAAAAUGAUCAAGAACGCUCAGGAAGUGAGGAGGAUAUGGACGGAGACAGCCGUCCACAUCCAAAAAUCAUCCAGACCCGUCGACCAGAAUACACUCCCUCUGUCAUGCAGUGAUCUUAGGGAACCUUUCAUUGUGACAUAAUCUUUGCUUUACUAUCACAGGACCCUCUGGGGGAUCUGCUGUGGCAUGCAGUUGGUCCUCCAGACAACCAGAGGACGCCUUAAGACAGAACCUCAGCCCUGUAGAGAGAGACAUAAUGUAAAUGUCCACCAUCAGGGCAAAGGGGUUCAUUGCAUGCAUUCAAUGGUAGAGUGACUCAUUUUUUUGCAGGCUGGGGGUUUUCAAGAGUGCUUCAUUGGUAACUGUGGCCAUGGAGAACAUGAGUGUCCUAUUGUGUAGUGGUUUUUGUAUCUUGGGAAGCAUGUUGAAUCCCAGUCAGUGAGUGUGAUAAUAUGAUUAGUUUAUAUUUCUUUUUAAUUUUAGCUUGAUAUUUUCAGGCCCUUGUUGAAUCAAGAUUACUAGAACUUGAACUAGAUUAAAUACUGACUAUGAAGUAAAUAUUUUGUCAUAAAAUUUGGGGGGCUGUUUUUCCCAUUCAUAUGUCAAUUGUAAAUUUUGUUCCACCAUGUGCCUCAGCAUGUUCAUAAAUUACAGAAUCACGAUUAAGAGCUCUCGGAUAUAAAAAGAAAAAUGUUUUAUUUGACUAGAUAUCUACAGCUUAAGAUUGAGCUUUUUUUUAUAAAUUUUCCUCUGGGGGAAGGCGAGUUAUACAAGAGUCCAUUGUUUAAACGUUGUUUUAAAAUCCUAAGGAUGUACUGAAAGGCAAGGUCCUCAAUUUCAGGCGCUUGAGUUGUUUGUAGGACCAUAACACUGUAAUUAGUUUUGAUGGAGGACUGUUACACUCUUUACCAGGAUGAACACCAAUUGAUUUCAAUACAUUGAGCUUAAUAAUGUAUUUCUGAUGCCUUUUACUGUUUGUUAUGUCUGUAUAUAAUGGUAUAUGCGUUUUUUUUUUUUUUUUACUUUAUUUUGAAACUGUCACUGGUUCGACAAAGGCUUGGGUGUUUGUCCUGUCAUACAUAAAUAACAGCCAUAACAUGUCAUUAAAACAAGUUUUUUUCUUCAAA